Messenger RNA from Paraphaeosphaeria sporulosa, 1158 nucleotides. RefSeq names its product 6-phosphogluconate dehydrogenase-like protein NAD-binding protein. Lineage: Eukaryota; Fungi; Ascomycota; Dothideomycetes; Pleosporales; Didymosphaeriaceae. The record is from RefSeq and is a predicted model, not a curated record. The transcript has 2 exons. Gene Ontology annotation, molecular function: NADP binding; oxidoreductase activity, acting on the CH-OH group of donors, NAD or NADP as acceptor; NAD binding. The coding region runs from base 124 to 1107 and encodes 327 amino acids.
AACGGGACGCUAAGCGGCUCUAGCCGGGUCUAUCCGUUCGAUACAUCCGUGCCUCCAUCUUGUUGACAGUAUCAGCUGCUGUUGUUCCUGAAAUACCGAGUAUCUACACAUUGACCACCCACCAUGUCGUCGACAAGCCCGCCUCGAUUAGGAUGGUUUGGCCUGGGGUCAAUGGGACUUGCCAUGGCCUGUAACCUUCAGAAACAUCUCACAGAGCAAAAUUUAACUGCUCUCCACUUCGCGAAUCGAAACAUUUCUAAAGGCGAUCCGCUCAAGGAACUUGGAGGUAUACCAUGUCAGGACAUCAAGGAACUGGUCCGGGCAUGUGAUGUGAUCUUCAUAUCGGUAACGAACGAUGACGUCCUUACGACUGUAAUUAAAUCAUUCGUAUCCACCAAUUCGCUGAGAGGCAAAAUCCUCGUAGACACAACGACGGUUCACCCCAAUACAACAGCCGCUCUGGCAACUGAACUCGCAUCCCACGACUGCUCUUUCGUCGCUGCCCCGGUCUUCGGCCCACCGCCAACUGCCCGCACAGGCCAGCUCCUCGUCGCUGUCGCUGGACCCUCUCAAGCGAUCGAAAUCCUUGCACCCUACCUCCACGGGGUCAUCGCCCGUGGCGUCAUCCGCGUCGGCGAAGAACCCUCGAAAGCUCUCCUCUUGAAAUCGACCAGCAACUUCAUUGGUGCAGGCCUCAUGUACCUCCUCUCGGAAGCCCACGUUCUUGCCGAAAAAUCCGGACUAUCAGCGCCCGUCCUAGAGUCGCUCAUCGAAGCUAACUUCGGCGCCUACGCGGCCAACACGUCUAAGCGACUUACUUCGGGAAGCUAUAUGCCUGCUACAGGACAGGCGCCGAACAGCGCGCUGGAGCUGGCGAUCAAAGAUGUGGGGAUCGGGUUGGGAAUAGCAAAGGAGCAAGGCGUGAGGUUGGAAAUCGGUGAGUUGAGCAUGGGGGCGAUGGAGGAGGCGAAAGCAUUUGGAGACGAAAGGGAAAGGAAGCUGGACAGCCAUAGUGUAUUCGGGAUCGUAAGGAAGAACGCGGGGCUGGACUUCGAGAACGAGGCCGUCAAGGAGAGAGAUGGGUCAGGAGAGCAGAAGAGACCGUAAAGAUACGUGGGGGGGAGAUUUCCUCGGAUGCGUACAGAUCCGGGCUGGACC